Molecule: messenger RNA, 4101 nt
Organism: Poeciliopsis prolifica (blackstripe livebearer)
Lineage: Eukaryota; Metazoa; Chordata; Actinopteri; Cyprinodontiformes; Poeciliidae
Gene: pkd2l1
Product: polycystic kidney disease 2-like 1
Exons: 16
Coding region: 312-2564 (750 amino acids)
Biological process (GO): potassium ion transmembrane transport; detection of mechanical stimulus
Cellular component (GO): membrane
Molecular function (GO): sodium channel activity; calcium-activated potassium channel activity; calcium ion binding
Source: RefSeq, a predicted model, not a curated record
AUAUGUAUGAUAGAAAUUACAUCUCUCUUUUCGGUUAUAAUACAAUAUUUGCGGAGACUUAGUCUGCUAUUAGAGAGCUGUUAAGUACAGAACAUCGAAAUUGUGAGUUUAAUCACGGGGAGUUAAGUUUCGUAACUGAAUGACCUUGAGUUAGCAUCGCUGUUAGCAUCGCCGCUAGCAGCUGUUUCUCUGAAGAUCUGAGUAAUAAAGAGAAAAGCAGAGAAGCUGGUCAAAGAUCUGAGCUGCAGGUGCUGAAAAGCCGCAACUUGCCGCCCGCACUCACUUUUCCCGCAAACUGCGAGUCCGGCAGCAUGAGGAGUCUGAACAACCGAGCCGAGAGCCACCUGACGGGCCGAGCCGAACCCGAGCCGGACGGAGGCCGGGUGAACCACGGCUACUGCGGCUCCCCGGCGCCGCUGGUCAGCACCAUCUGCAGCCCGCAGCGGACCUCCAGGGGCCACACACUGGACCGCAUGCAGGAGGAACCGGGCAGCCCCGACCAGAACCCGGGGAAGGAGACAAGAGGCUGCUGCAGCUUCAUCAAAGCGUUUUGGGGAACAGCUUGGACUGAAAACACAUCCAACAACAGGGAAAAGUUCAUCCGCACCACCCUGAGGGAGCUGCUGGUCUACCUGGUGUUCCUGCUGGAUGUUUGUCUCUUGACCUACGGCAUGAGCAGCUCCAGCAGCUAUUAUUUCACCAAAGCCAUGACGGAUCUGUUUGUGGGCUCGGCCAGCCAGAGUGGAGUCACGUUUCAGACCAUCGGCAACAUGGCCGACUUCUGGGACUACGCUCAGGGUCCGUUACUGGACGGGCUUUACUGGACCAAAUGGUACAACAACCAGUCCCUGGACAGCGGAGACCAGUCGUUCAUCUACUAUGAGAACAUGCUACUCGGAGUUCCCCGGAUGAGGCAGAUUAAGAUUAAAAACAACUCCUGCAAAGUCUAUAAAGACUUUAAAGAUGAGAUUACCGAAUGCUUUGACGUCUACAACGAGAAGAAGGAGGACGACCUCAGCUUUGGCCUCAUCAACGGCUCUGCGUGGCGCUAUCACACAGAGAAAGACCUCAAAGGUUCCUCCUACUGGGGCCUCCUGACCACCUACAGUGGAGCCGGGUUCUACCAGGACCUGAGCCGGACCAAGGAGGACAGCGCCAACAUCCUUUCAGAACUGAUGGAAAACCUUUGGAUGGACCGAGGAACCAGGGCGGUUUUCAUCGACUUCUCAGCCUACAAUGCAAACAUCAACAUGUUCUGUGUAGUCAGGUUGGUGGUGGAGUUCCCAGCGACCGGCGGCGCCGUACCGUCCUACCAGAUCAGAACCGUCAAACUGAUCCGCUACAUCACCCACUGGGACUACUUUGUCCUCGGCUGCGAGUUGGUUUUCUGUGUGUUCAUCCUCUACUACAUCGUGGAGGAGAUUCUGGAGCUGCGGAUACACAAGUUUGCCUAUUUCAAAAGCAUCUGGAACAUCCUGGACAUACUGGUCAUACUGCUCGCCAUCGUUGCGAUUGUCUUCAAUGUCUUCCGGACCAUCAAAGUGGACAAUCUGCUCGGGUCGCUGCUAGAACAGCCGGAUUCAUACGCCGAUUUUGAAUUCCUGGCUUUCUGGCAAACCCAGUAUAACAACAUGAAUGCUGUGAAUUUGUUCUUCGCCUGGAUCAAGAUUUUCAAAUACAUCAGCUUCAAUAAGACGAUGACGCAGCUGUCCACCACGCUGGGCCGAUGCGCCAAAGACAUCCUGGGCUUCGCCAUCAUGUUCUUCAUCGUCUUCUUCGCCUACGCGCAGCUCGGAUACCUGCUGUUUGGAACCGAGGUCGAAUCUUUCAGCACAUUCGUCAAGUGCAUUUUCACGCAGUUCCGGAUAAUUCUUGGUGACUUCGAUUUCGACGCAAUCGACCGAGCAAACCGAGUCCUGGGGCCCAUUUACUUUGUCACCUAUGUGUUUUUUGUUUUCUUUGUCCUGCUGAACAUGUUCCUGGCCAUCAUCAAUGACACUUACUCAGAGGUCAAAGAGGAGCUGUCAACUCAGAAGGACGAACUGCAGAUUACUGACCUCAUCAAACAGAGCUACAUGAAGACUUUUAUGAAGCUGAAACUAAAAAAAGAGAAAAUAUCGGACGUUCAGAAAGCUCUACAGUCUGGAUCUGGAGAAAUCGAAUUCAGGGAUUUCAGAGAGACUCUUAAAGAGAUGGGUCAUGAAGAUAAAGAAAUAUCUGCGGCUUUCUCACAGUUUGACCGAGACAGAAACCAGGUUCUGGACGUAGACGAACAAACGAGGAUGAAAAUUCAACUGGAAGAAAAACGAGAUGCUCUCACCGCCGAGCUGAACAACUUGGGAAAGAACUACGGAAAAGAGUUUCUGGAGAAUCGUUCGGCCUCAGACGAUGAAAAGAGUCGAGGCUUCGUGGCGCAGGAACAGUUCCUCUGGCUGAGCAGGCGGGUUCUGCAGAUAGAAACGUCGAUGGCGGCGCUCACGUCCAGGACGGAUCUGAUCAUGGAGAAACUGGGAUUAACGGGAAACCACACCGAUCGAUCUUCCUCGCUGACGUCUAGGAUGUGAGGAACCUGCUGCAAGCGAUGAAAAAUAUCACGCCUGAAAACAAGUCAGCGCCAGCAGGUUGUAAUGGAAACGUGUAAAUACUGUAAUAAUGAUUGUAUCGCCUACCAGCAAUCUGACUGCAGGAGAACGACGGCGCAUCAGAUGAAGAGGAAGGAAAUUUAAGAUUAAUCUCCAGAAUUUUCAAGAUUAUGGAAAUUUCAAAAAUAUUACAUUUUUGUAAAUUUUUUGUGUUUGAAAAGUCAAAAAUUUGUUAGGCAAUAAUAAGUAAUUUUAAAUUAAAUUCAAAUUUUCUAGAAAAUAAAUGAAAAUUUGAGAUUUAUUUCAGAAAAGUUGGAAAACAAAUCCAAGGUCUUUGAUCUGGAACAAAGUGCAAAUCUGUCAGUUUCAAAAGUCAAAAUUUUUCACAUUUUGGAAAUUUUCUGACUUUAAAAUUUUUUUUAUUUUAUUGAAAAAAACCUUUUUUUUAUUUAAACUCAGAAAUUUUCUAGAGGUUAUUUGGAAAUUAAAAAAGUCAUAAUUUUUUUAAUCAGAAAUGCUCUGGAAUUUUGUUUUUAAAUGUCUGCAUUUCAAAGGUUUAAAACAUUUUGACUUGGAAAUUUUUUGAGCUUGAAAAGUCAGAAAUUCUCUAGAAAAAAACUCUAAUUUUUAAAUAAGAGAUUUUCUUGGAAAAACUGGAAAUUUGAAAAAUGUUAUUCUUUUUUACUUUUGUAACCCUAAGAAUUUUUUAAUAUCAAAAUUUGUUGACUUCAAAUUCCCAAAUUUCCAUGUUUAUUUUCUGGAAAAUUUCUGAGACCAAUUUAAAAACUUGACUUAUUUUGACAGCAAUUGACUUUUUCUCCCAUCUGCAGCUGCCUCAAUGCGCCGUUGUGCAGCAGAGACCAAAAGCAGAUUAAUGUUUAGCUGGUUCCAGUGGCACGGCCAUGUUUCUGAAAACUAAGUACACCCUGAGCUGUAACUUUUCUACACCGCUGGUAGCAGAAAAGCUCCUGCUGGGCUGGUAAAUUGUUCUGAGGUUAUUCUGCUGUUAGUAAAGGUUUGCAUCUCUAUCAGUUGUGCCAAAAAUUUGUUUCAGAGCAAAUAACUACUAAAAUGUAUGUCUUUAAUGGUGUUAACGCUAAUAAAUAAACUUAACUCCCCCUCUUCACCCAUUCAGAAGCAGCAGGGGUGUACUUAGUUUCUGUCCCUGAGAUCAAAACUUUCUCUUCGCUACGAUUGAACCAUUUGAGUUGCAAAAUAAAUAUCUGCACAGUUAGUGAAAAAAUAAAAUGUAUUUACUUCAUAUUCUAAUCGUGUUGCUUUUUCAGAAUGAGCACAAAAGCUCAUUAUAUAUUGGAUAGUAGUUUACUUUGACUAGACCUAUGAGGCCUUUAGAAGUGAGCUGCAAAAAUAUUGUCCUGUAAGUUAAAACUCUUUAGUUUGAUUCAAUCUGUUAAUGUUGCAUAAAAUGCAGUUUUACAGUGUUUGUGUUUUGCUGUCAGACUUCCUCAUAGAAAACAUUCAUCAUGUCUAAUAAACGUCCUGAACAACGAGGUACAAA